Aphidius gifuensis is the source of this 1332-nucleotide messenger RNA. RefSeq names its product leucine-rich repeat-containing protein 15-like. The transcript has a single exon. The record is from RefSeq and is a predicted model, not a curated record. NCBI's taxonomy places the organism in Eukaryota, Metazoa, Arthropoda, Insecta, Hymenoptera, Braconidae. Bases 1 to 1332 code for a protein of 443 amino acids.
AUGAUUAUUGUUAAUCUGCAAGUCAUAUCAUCGAGUAUAGUCUGCACUAUAUUGGAAACGGUGAAUACAGUUUGUAGAACAGAUCAAGGUGAAUUGAUACCUUUCAAAGCCGAAUACUUGGAUUCGAGAGAUACCUCUGAAGGAAUAGUUGAGUAUGUAGAUAAUUCAAUCGACACUAUUAACGAUUAUGUAUUUAACGAUCCACCCUUCUAUCAAAAUACAAAGUCUUUAAAAUUGCGCUUGUCAAAUGAAACUUUAUUCAUAAGCCCGAAUGCUUUUCAUUUAUCAAAUCUCGAGCAUUUAGAGAUAACUCCAGGUUCAGUUCAAUUGGAACUGAACAUUUUUGAAGACUUGGAUAAUUUAAAGUCUCUUAAAUUGAAGAUUAAUGAAACAUCUAUAGAACUCCAUGAAAUAUUGCCGAAUUUUCAAAAGUUAGAAAGUUUAGAAUUGAUAGAAAAUGACAUUGAAAGUAUUUGCGAUCCAUCAGGCAAUGCACUUAACAUAUCAAGUCUAAAUUAUACAGCAAGUCAUAUCAAUAGCCUAUCAUCAGGGUCAUUUAAAUGUUUGCCAAAUCUCAAGAGUUUAGUAAUAACAGAAACAAACUUGUCACUGAUAGAAGUUGGUGCAUUUGAAAAUUUAAAAAAAUUGGAAACACUGAGAUUAACGUCUAAUUGGCAGCUAACAAAUAUUUCUAGCUAUUUUUUUAAUGAAUCUAAAAUAUUAGAAGUUAUAGAUUUGGCUAACAAUUCAAUAUUAAAAAUAGAUCGCGAUGCAUUUGAUUCAAUAAAUAAAAAUUGCAAAAUGCUAAAUUUAAGUUACAAUUUAUUGGGAUAUCUUGAAUUUGAAUGUUUCAAAAAUUUAGAAUGUGAAACAAUUGAUCUUGGUGGAAAUAAUAUUCACUAUAUUGGAAGUAAUGAAUUUGAAAAUUCAAUAAUUCUUAGAAUGUUUUUGGAUGAUAAUAUUAUUGAUAAAUUUAAUAACAAAAGACGUUGGAGUCUUAAAAAUUCUACCGUAGUAUAUUUUAAGUUUGAUCAUGAUGAAACUGCAGCUAACACAGAUAAGACCUACAGCCAUUGUUAUGAGAGUGAUCAGGCUAUUUAUGUUAUUUGCAAAAAAGUCAAAUAUAUUGUAUCAGUAAAACAGCGAGUGUUGCCUUAUCGACUUUUGCCAACGUCACUUGCAAUUUAUGACAACGAAAGAUUUGGGAUUGAUCCAAAUGCAUUUGUUGAUUUGAGCAUUGAAACAUUGAUAAUAGAAUCAUCUGCAGACCACUUUGGUGUACGACAAAACGCAUUUCUAAAAAAUGUUGUUAACGAAAUCGUUUCCCGUUGA